CAGCGACGUCUACAGAUGUCAUUUCUUUCUUUCUUUUCCUCUCAAGACCUACUUCGCGACAGGGAGAGAGGAGCUGCCUGUGACAGGCGGGAAGAGAGGAGGCCAGAGGCGCGGGAUGGAGGCCAGGGCGCCGGGCGGCGUGGAGCCCGCCCAGCAGGAGGACGCAGCCCCCAACCCCACGCCACCGACGUCCCCGUCCCCCCUGCCCCUGCCGGCCCCACCCCGCCGGCCCUCGGUCAGCGGCCUCUCGCGGGUCACCCACAGCCUGUACUUGAGCGGUGGGGCGGCUGCCCGCAGCCAGGCCCUGCUGGCAGCCCAGGGAAUCACGGCGGUGGUCCGCGUCCAUGCUGCGGCGGAGGCGGUAGCACCCCGGCUCGGUGCCCUCCGCUGCCUGCGGGUGCCGGUGGCCGACAGCCCCUCCGCUCGCCUCUGCGACUUCUUCGACGUGGUGGCCGACUUCAUCCACGACGAGGAGCAGCGGCGGGGCCGCACCCUGCUGCACUGCGGGGCGGGUGUGAGCCGCUCGCCCGCACUCUGCCUGGCCUACCUGAUGAGGCACCAAGGCCUGUCGCUGCGGGACGCCCACGCCUGGGCCCGCGCCUGUCGGCCCAUCAUCCGGCCCAACCUGGGCUUCUGGGAGCAGCUGGUCCGCUACGAGUUGCAGCUGCUGGGCCGGAACAGCGUGCACAUGGUCAGCUCGGCGGCGGGGACUGUCCCCGACCUCUACGAGCCGGAGCUGCGUCUGCUGGUGCCCCUGUGACACGGGCCCUGGGGAGUCUCCCCUCUCGCUCGGUGAUCAGCUAGUUGACGUGGGCCAGGAGGAACCCUUGGGUGACACCAGCCUCCUCGGGCAGGUGAGGGAGGCAGCACCCAACCCUCAGGCGACCCGGGCCCCACCCACAUAGGAACGUGUCACUGGCCCACCUCACCUCCCUUCGGACCCAGAGCCUUAAAUGUGCCGGCAGCCCUGUGCCUGUCAGUGCCUUCCUGCUGGGCAGGCAGCCCUCCAGGGAUGCUCAUGAGGCCCCAGGCAAUCCCGCCUUCAGCCUGGGGACCCGGCUCAGUUGUGCCGGCAUCUUGACACCACUUUUGAAGAAAGCUUCCCAUGUGUAGACUUUCUUUCUCAGGUGCCGUUAUGUCUGUAAGGGCUCCAGGCCCCGGUGAGGGGCAGCAUUCACCCCUCUUGGUGGGGGAGCCGGCCUGGCUCUUGGCCUCCACCACUCCGUGCUGGGUUGCUGGGUGCCGGCUCCUCACGCUGCCUGUGUGACGGCAGAGGCCCCUCACUGCCAGGUGUUGAGUCUGCUUCACGGACCCUGGACCAUGUCCCUUGUCAGCUGUGGACUUGGAAACCUUAUUUAUUUAUUUAUUUUUGCCACCAGGGUCAUUGCUCAGUGCUGGCACUAAGAAAUCCACUGCUCCCAGUGACCAUUUUUCCCAUUUUUCCCUUCUAUUUGUUUUGACAGGACAGAGAGAAAUGGAGGGGGAAGGGGAGGAAGAGAGAGGGGCUGGGCGGUGGUGCACUGAGUUAAGCGCACAUAAUA
Molecule: messenger RNA, 1541 nt
Organism: Erinaceus europaeus (western European hedgehog)
Lineage: Eukaryota; Metazoa; Chordata; Mammalia; Eulipotyphla; Erinaceidae
Gene: DUSP18
Product: dual specificity phosphatase 18
Exons: 2
Coding region: 116-760 (214 amino acids)
Biological process (GO): protein dephosphorylation
Molecular function (GO): MAP kinase tyrosine/serine/threonine phosphatase activity
Source: RefSeq, a predicted model, not a curated record